Molecule: messenger RNA, 4692 nt
Organism: Paramisgurnus dabryanus
Lineage: Eukaryota; Metazoa; Chordata; Actinopteri; Cypriniformes; Cobitidae
Biological process (GO): regulation of transcription by RNA polymerase II
Molecular function (GO): DNA-binding transcription factor activity; RNA polymerase II cis-regulatory region sequence-specific DNA binding
Source: RefSeq, a predicted model, not a curated record
AAGAAAGAAAGAGCUCGCGUGUGAUGUGUUUGUGUAUCCUCAGUGUUUUUCUCUCUUGAGUGUUUUAUUGAGUGUAAACAGAGUCUUGUCUCUGUGUAUUUUAGUGUUGAUGAUGGAUGUGAUGUGUUGUAAAUCAGUAGGAACUGAUCUGUCCAUGUUGGAUAUUGAUGAUUUCAUCACAGAAAUCUCUCAGCUGAAGAAAGAGAUGGCGUUACUGGAGACAAAGCUGAGGUUAAGAGGAGAUGAAGGACUGAAGAGAGAGGACUCCGAGCUCAGUCUGACUUUACUCUGUUAUACUGAGUCAAAGCCCACAGACGCUCAGGACACUACAGUGUGUGACAGUAAUCAGGGCUUACAGGAUGAGGAAUCUACUGAUCAAACCUCCACAGAGUCUCUGGAUUCUGUCUGGAACGCUGGAGAACAGCAGCAGAUCCUGCAGACCAAACUCAAGAUGUGUUCAGUCAAACUCAUCGACUGCAAGAACCUCAUCAUGAUAGAGAUGGGAAAAGAAACUCCAGAGGAAGAUCACACUGAUGACGAUGAAGAUGCAGUGGAGAACUUUGACAACGAUGAUGAUGAUUUUAUUCCUUCAGAUGAGAAAAGUGAUUCAUGUUCUGAGGGUGAAAUAACGUCCUCAACAUCAAAAGAGCGACGGACAGCAAAAUCUUUUUCCUGCACCACUUGUGGAAAGACAUUGAGCUCACAUGGACAUUUAAAGAGACAUGAGAGAAAACACAAUAAAGAGAAACGCUUUACCUGCAGGAGAUGUAAGAUCAGCUUUACUACCUUACAAGAACAGAGAUGUCAUUAUUCAGAAGAGCACAGAGAGAAAAAGAAGAGGACGAAGAAGAAGUUGUUUGACUGUGAGCAUUGUGGGAAGAAUUUUGUCGUCUUAUCUUAUCUAAAAAUUCAUAUGAAGACACACAGUGGUGUAAAGUCUUUCCACUGCACUGAAUGUGACAAAUAUUUAAGCAGCAAAGGAAGUCUUGUUGCUCAUCAGAGAAUUCACACAGGAGAAAAACCAUACGAGUGUCCUCACUGUGAGAAGAGAUUCAACCACAAACCUCAUCUGACGAAACAUGUGCGUAUACACACCAAUGAGAGACCGUAUCAGUGCAGUGAAUGUGGAAAAACCUUUACAGAUACUGGUUCUUUAAAGUCACACCAAAAAACACAUUCUGAAGAGAAACCCUAUCAGUGUUCAUACUGUGAUAAACGUUUCCGUCAUAAGGGUCAUCUGAUAGUCCAUGAGAGACUUCACACUGGAGAGAAACCUUAUCUCUGCUCUCACUGUGGUAAGACGUUCUCUAAUCAAAGUUCUUUAAUCUUUCAUUUGAGAGUUCACACUGGAGAGAAACCUUAUCACUGUGAUAUCUGUGGGAAGAGUUUUAAUAGACAGAACAUUUUCGUGAAUCACCAGAGAACUCAUACAGGAGAAAGACUUUACAAAUGCUCUCAGUGUGAGAAGACGUUUGCUCGAUCAGAUGUCCUGAAAACCCAUCAGAGAACUCAUACUGGAGAGAAACCUUACCUCUGCUUGAUCUGUGGGGAGAGAUUUGCUUAUUUAGGAGGUUUUUAUACUCACAAGAAGAAACAUACUGAAGAACAAACUACACUGCAAUCAUCAUAGCAUCUUCUAUAGAUGUCAUUGCGUAAAAAUCUGUCUUUUUCCAUGUUUAAGUGCUAUAAUUUAGUCCACAGUGCUUCCGCCAACCUAGAAAAAAGAACAACCCAGUAACUUUGUUUUGGUAAACCAUUCUCUGCAUGCAUGUGAAAAAUUAGGUCGUUCAGAUUUCACCUGUUUUGUGACGCAGGUAGCGAUUUUAAUUACAACAAUACCCCCCCUUAAUCUGCACUAUCCCACCAUGGCACUGCAAUUUAGUGCAGAGAGAGAGAAAAUAAUUGACAGCACAACUGAGUUUCAAUUUCAACAAACCACCAUUUUGGUGAUCAGUAUUUGCAUUUGAUCAGCUCAUUUGCAUUUUAGGCCUCCCCCAAAAGCGGCACUUUUAACAUGCUAUAAUUAAUUAUCUGUGAGGUAUUUUGAGGUAAAACUUCACAUACACACUCUGGGGACAUCAAAAACUUAUUUUACAUCUUAAAAAGAAUCUCAUAGUACGACCCCUUUAACUUUUGAUUAAUUAAGCUUAAAGGGGACAUAUUAUUAGAGACACUGCCUGCUCUUGUAGGUUCGUCCUCCUCUACAACAUUAGGGAAAUUAAUCAUUUCCUAAAAGAACAUGCUACACAAGUCCUAGUCCAGGCUUUUGUCCUGUACAGACUGGACUAUUGAAAUGUUACUGGCCGAAAUCCCAGCCUUCACAACCAAACCCCUACAGAUGAUCCAAAAUGCUGGGCCAAGAAUGGCCUUCAAUGAGCCAAAGAGGGCACAUGUUACACUGGCUUCCUAUAGCAGCUCGAAUCAAAUUCAAAGCUCUGCUCCUGGCCUUUAAAACCACCACUGGGUCAGCACCUUACCUUAACCUGCUUAUACCCUGUAUGUAUGUACCCUGUCGAUCCCUGCGCUCUACCACAGAGGGACGGCUUGUGGUGCCAUCCCAAAAAGGGAAAAAAUCACUAUCGUGUACCUUUUCUGGAUCGGUGUAAUGAUCUGCCGGUUGUGACAAGAAUGUAAAUCUUGAGCGAGUGAAUGUGUUUAUCCGUUACUUAUAGUUAGUGUUUAUCUGUAGUUCAGUUGUACGUGUGAUUCUGUUGCUCUCUUCCCAGCAAGCAAUUUGGGCUAAAACCAGGCUAAAUUUGGGCUGUCAGUGAAAAUCUAAUAGACGUCUACCAUAGCCCAAGAAUAGACGUAUCAUUUGUAUACGUUUAAAACAAAUGAAAGCAAACACCUUGAACACCUGUUGACUUUGCCUACAUGUUGGAAUAUCAUACAUCUUCAAGUUAUUUUGGCAAAAAUGGCAUGUAACCAAAUUCAAGGCUAUUUAGGGUAGAAGUGGGUUACUUAUAGCCGGUCUAUAGUUAGCCGUCAUUUCAACGUCUGGGUUUUUGCUUGCUGGGUUCUCUUCUUGUUCAUCUUUUCUUUAGUGAUUGUGUUUGUUAACAGCAGAUGUUCAUAAUUAAUGUUCAUUCAUCAUGUCUAUGUAUUUGAUUUGAAAAAGCAAAUCAUCUCUAAUAUUUAAUUUCUUCAAUGAGAAUUUUUGUUUUGAAUAAAUCAAUAUUUUUGAUUGAUAUCAAAGACUCUCUUCAACCCUAUGCCAGGUUUUCAUAGACGUAGAAAAUAUUGUUAAGGGCAACUUAUUUGUUUUUCAUUGGCUCAAGUUAUAAAAUAUAGGUUUACCUACUUACCUUACUUUUUUUUAAGUGGAUGAAUGCUUUUUUUCAGUGUAAGUGUACCUAUUAAGCCCACCAAAGUCAUACAGUGUAAAAAGUGAAAGCUGCUCUAUCUAAUAAACUUACUUCAACUAUAUGUCCAAACCAUGAUUAAUAGCUUUAAAUACUGCUGUGCAAUAAUGUUCUUGGGAAUAUCUUUGUUAACUUGCAUUUGUAUUUGAAAAUCAAAUAUUAGCAUUGGAAAUAUCCAUUGUGAAUGUUAAAUAAAGUCGCUGUUGGGCUAACAGCAUAUUCAUCAGUGCAUACUUUUAUACUUCCCUAUUAACCAGGAGACAUGGAUUUCCUCGAGCAGUAGUCUUUAUUGCAGAAAGCGAUCUUCAAAUCAGAGCAUAGAGCCCAGGAGCUGCAGUAACCAAGUUUAACUUACAGUAGCCCUAAAUUGCAUUUAUAUGCAUUUAAGGGGGCAGCCCCCUAAAUGGAAAACAAAGCAUUGAAAAGAAUUAACUCCCAAAAGAAUUUCACAAACCAUUAAUCCCAUCAAUAUUACCAUCUCACCCACUGUCUCACUUGGAUCAUUUCAUUAUCAUAGAAAUGGGUUCACACCUUUGACUCAGACCCUUGGCCCAAGCAUAAGCAAAUGGACACCAACUUAAAUUUAGCCCCUGAUAAACAACUUAGAAUAUUAACUCCUGUUUUACUUUAUUAACUUUUAGCAUGGAUUACAAAACUCAUACCAUUUCUUAAUACCAAGAAUGCAAAGUUUGGACUCAGGUGGACUCCUGAGGACGCAAGUCCAAUUCCCUUACAAAAUUGAACAAUGUUUUUUGUGGUAAUUGUGUAGUAACCAUGGUUUAUUGGUGUACUGAUUACUAUUAACAAAACCAUGGUUUAACUACAGUAACCAUGGUUUAACUAUGGCUUUUGAAAAUGUCAAAACCAUGGUUAUUUUGUGGUAACCAUGGUUUUACUUAAAGGGGACAGAGAAUGAAAAACCAUUUUUACCUUGUCUUUGUUGAAUAAUGGUAGUGUACCCACAUUCACAAACAUACAAAAAGUGCUAGACAUGCUAAACAUCUCAGUCUCAUAGAAAUUCCUCUUUUAGAAAUGUCAGCCAGAAAACGGCCCAAUCUGAAAAAAUUUUAUCAGUGGCAGCAAAGUCAGCCAAUCAGUAAUGAGAUUGCAAAACCACUUGUUUAAAAUCCCCCACCCUAAUAGAGCUAUCUGAGAGAGGUUUUUAGGAAGCUUCUAAGGCAUUACAGACCCAAACAAAACAAAUUUUGUCCACAUGUCACAUCACAGAACAAGGAUAAAUACUCCGUUCAAUCAUUCUAUGUCACCUUUAAGUAAAUACAUUUUCAUAAGGUUAGUUAUAUUGCAAAUGGAACAGCAGAGUACUUGAGGU